AUGCGUGUCCACCGCGCCUUCUUCGCCUGGGCAUCCCAGCUACAGCAAGGGCAGGGAGUGUCUGCCCAGGCGAAGGUUUUCGCUCAAGAAGAGCUCGACGGCGCGCAUGAGGCUGCAGUCACCAAGGCAUGGCUCAGCAAUCGCGCCGGCAAGGCCCUGCGCACGAAGUGGAAGGCGCUAACGCCAGAAGAGAGAGAGAGCUUCUUGCAGAGCACUGCUAACGACACAACCUGCGACGCCCCAGUUCAAGCGCCCGAGUCGGCGGCCGACCAGGCUCUGGCCAAGCUUCUACGACAGCGCAAUCAGCUCUGUGGCUCUGUGGCGCGAGCCGCGAUGUCGGCAGAGCUGGCUGCUAUGGCGAUGGCUGUUCGGAAGCGUGAUGCCGAUGGUGUUGCUGAGUCUGCUGCCGCGGUUAUUGAGUGCUUGGGUGCGCAAGUGGCUGGCAGCUUCUCGGCAGGAGCACGAGACAUAUUACUCGUGUUGAUGCGGGAUACGGCGGCUCAUGUAUCUGCCACGAGAUCGUAUAAUUUGUUGCUUUGUGACUCUGAAGCGAUGGAAGCUCAUGAAAUGACGCGAGACUCGGCUCGAGAGGCCGUGGCAACGUUGCGCGACUUUACAACCGACUACAGCGGCGUCAACCCAAGAUUUAAGGAGGCUGUGGACAACCAAGUGCCGUUCAAUCCCCGAUAUGCUAGGUAUUUGGGAUCCCUCGCUUGGCAGAGCCAGCUUGACUCGGGUGGCAACGCUGUGCCGGUAAAUGGAUCGGAUUCUUCCUGUACUGGUGAUUUGGGAGCAGAGCCUGAGCUGGAUGAAGAAGCUGCCUCCUCGCUGCAUUCUGCAUCUGAUCCAGACCUGCCGGUCCCGGUCCCUAAUUCUGACGGAGCGAUAGCUGAUUCCGCCCUCUCGAUGGUCGUCAUGAGCGACAAGAUCGCUAAUACUACGCCAGCUUCGGCGCAUGUGAACUCAUCGCCUCGCCCAUAA
Molecule: messenger RNA, 981 nt
Organism: Phytophthora sojae
Lineage: Eukaryota; Oomycota; Peronosporomycetes; Peronosporales; Peronosporaceae
Exons: 2
Coding region: 1-981 (326 amino acids)
Source: RefSeq, a predicted model, not a curated record